Molecule: messenger RNA, 7065 nt
Organism: Coregonus sp. 'balchen'
Lineage: Eukaryota; Metazoa; Chordata; Actinopteri; Salmoniformes; Salmonidae
Source: the annotation of a GenBank genome assembly
CGAGAUAACCACCGAUUGAGGAUUAUUUCUGUUAGGGUUCUAUGCUGCGGGGCUAGCAUGAGACAGAGCCCAGCACGGAUCCAGCGCUCCAUGGACAUACCCUUCCCCAGUGCCCGGGAGGCCAGUCGGCUUCUGUAAAUGAGGUGGCCAUGGAGAGAAGAAGCGGCUGUGGAGUACAUCAGAUCUGCUUUCUGUUUCUCUUACUGUUUUCACUGUAUCCUGUCUGCUGUCGAGCCAGUUGGAUGUAAGUAUAUUUCAUUGCUUGUGAUUAAGCUUAGCUUUUUGUCAAAUUGCACAUUUUUCUUUACGCAUAGAAUGCGAUUACGUUUGGGGAUGAAAGUGGUUUAGAAAGUAACUUAUUGUCUCCGCUGCAUACCUUGUGUUUCAGGUGGUUGGGAAUAACGUCCGUGGGAGUAGCGGAGAAGCUGGGCUGCGCCAAUCUCCCGUUGACGCACAAGCAGAAGGACCUGUGCAAGAGAAAGCCCCAUCUCCUGCCCAGUAUAAAGGACGGCGCGCGCAUCGGCAUCGCGGAGUGCCAGACGCAGUUCAUGCACGAGCGGUGGAACUGUUCGACCACCAAAGAGCUCUCUGUGUUCGGCUACGAGCUAACCAGUGGUAAAGACAGGCGGUUUAAAUACUAGUUUUAAUAGACAUAAAACAAUAGGGUGCUUUGUGCCCUGCUGGCAUAAAUUCGUGUGCACUUUUCUGGCCUAUUGAUAAUGUUCUUUUUGAUUGGGUUUAAUUUGGAAAAUGAGACUAUAUUUUGGGUGCAUCUAUUAUAGUGUUUAUAGUCCAUAUUCCGAUAUGUAUUAUGUGUGCCCACAUAAUUGAGUAUUUCACCGUUUUAGGCAACUGCUGUAUAAAAACAGUUCCUCAAUUGUCUUUCUGUUUGAUAGUGCGCCAGAAAGAGGCAAGUCUUCCAUUUUCCAUAACUCUUUACUCGUGGUCGGUUUGGUUUGAGUCAUGAAAAUGUUUCAUGUUGGCCAGGAAGGGAAGGUGAUUUGAUUUGCUGACUCGAGCAGCUGUAUCCCCUAUGGGGCGCACAUCUGCUUCGGUUUAACCGUCCCAACACACCACUUAUCCACGGUCAAGUGUUGUCUUUGAACAGAGAACCCCUGCUCCCCUCUUGUCCUAAACCAGCCGGGAUUAUCCUAAUUAGGAGAUUCAUGGUCGACAUGUAACAUAAGAACACAGUUUCUUUGUUUUAGAGAUUCCGUUCCAGAAAUCUGUCUCCAUGCAGAUUCCGAAGAUUGUUUAGCUAUCAACAUUUUAUUUUCACAUGAAACUCAUUCUUCCAAAUUCCUCUCUAUCCUUGUUGCACCCUGUCACAUGCCAUCUAUCAACUUUCUUCUCUCAACCCAGACGAAAUAAAUCGGAGAAAAAACGGACCAUAUAGUUUAUGUUGAUUUAGGCCUAUUGCAUGAUACAAUGGGAUGGUAAUACAUGGAUUUAGCCUAUGUCCAGACUCGUACAAUCAACUGUAAAAAUGUAUACCCUGCUCUUUGACCACAUAUGUAUUUUCUUCGUAUUCUAAAAGCGGGAACUUGAUCUAAUCGGACUCGGAGACAAUGUUCAUAUUGAGUUAGGGUGCAGCAAAUUUUCCUUUUUGAUAAAGUUUGACAAUAUAAUGCAGCACGGAUAACCUAAAUAACCGCAAUUGUCAUUUGUUUUAAUAAUCAAACCUUCAAAGUGCCAAACUCAAAUUUGAAGUGGUGAUUUCUUGUUGUUCCAUUUACCCACACAUAAAUUACGCACAAACGUUGUGGAUCAACUUGUGGCUUGGACCUCUGAUUUCCGUUUGAUCCUUGAUUGACAGCAAAGUGUGGAUAGACUAUGCAUGACCUUUAAACACUAUGUCAUUCUUAGGACCUGCACUCUCUGAAUAGUUACACUUGAUGUCGGCAGGUGCCAGUAUGCUUCUGUUCUAUCCAUAAGAUUCUGCAUAUUUUAGAGUUUUGUCUAACAAGCACAUUCCAUAAGCUAUAUACAUUAGUAGGCUACCCCCUUACACAUUCACUUGGGUUUACAUUUUUUCAGCCUUCGUUCAUUACAGGACAUAAUCUAAUGUGUCUGUCCGGUGUUCAGCUUUCCAGAUGGUCUUACCAGUAACUGUGAUACCAGUUUGAUCCAUGCUACACUGUUACCAACAUCAUACUAACAUGUUCUAAGUCUCUCUCUCUCUCUAUCUCUCUCUUUCGCUCUCGUGUUGUAGUAGUGAGCCAGUGCUUGUCUGUCCUCACUGAGGGUCUACUGUGGCCGCUAACCUGUGAAGUGCAACCCAACGCCCCCCUCACACAGGGCAGGACAGUUCCCAUGGGGCUAUGUGUCUGCUGAACUCACAUCUCACUUGUAUCCCUCCAGAGCUAAGGUGUAUUAUACGACUACAGUGGAUGGAAGGUAUAUGGCUAUCUAGGCCUGAGCUACUGAGAUACACAGAAGUUCUAAGGCUAGAAUUGUGCCAUUUUCCUCUGUCUGAAGUGUUAUUGGCUGAAAGGUGUGACAGUGGGAUCUUUUCGGAAUCCACCCAUUGCAAGCUUUAGAGGUACUGUUACACAAUAAUCCAUGCGUACCUUUGCCCUUCUAACAACCUCUUUUCAUUGACUCUGACAGGGACCAAGGAGACAGCGUUUAUCUACGCGGUGAUGGCGGCGGGGCUGGUCCAGGCAGUGACGCGCUCCUGCAGCGCGGGCAACAUGACGGAGUGCGGCUGUGACACAAGCCUGCAGGGCACAGGCUCGCCCAGCGAAGGGUGGCACUGGGGCGGCUGCUCAGACCAUAUCCAGUACGGUACCUGGUUCAGCAGGAAGUUCAUAGAUAAUGCAGUGAAGAAUAUGUCCUCAGCCAGGGGAGGGGAUACACUGCUCACCAUGAACCAGCACAACAGUGAAGCCGGGAGACAGGUGAGACGCAACACACACAGACCCAACACACACAGACCCAACACACACAGACCCAACACACACAUACACUCAUUGAGGGCGAAGAACACUCACAGAGCAUGUAGAACACAUACACACACACACACACACACACACAGUGUACAGAACAAAAACAGCACAAUAAUGAAGUUAGAUUAGACACAAUACACCACAGAACAAAACACACACACACACACAACCGAGAGAGACAGUCUUUUUUUAGUGAACACAGUUGUUGAGGGUACUCUGGAGAGUAUGUAAAAGCUGAAUAGGGCUCAUGGGAGCCAUAACUCUAGUAAUCAAGACUCUAGCAGGUGUAGGGUUCAUUGUGUCUGAACGAAUGGCUGAUAUGACAGUACUAAUCUAGCACCGUGAAAGGAAUCCUAGCUAUUAUAGUUCUGGGUUUGGUUCACCAUAUGGGGUUGGAGAGGAGUGAGGACCAAAUCAUCCAGUGGUUAAUAGAAUUUAUCACACACUGUUAAAAAUACUCUCAGGAGAUGUUCUAGGAAGUGUGUGUGUGUGUGUGUGUGUGUGUGUUAGAGAGAGCGGGAACGAUAUUUAGAGAAAAGCAGAAAGAUUGGAGGAAACAGAAUAGAGGGAAGGGAGAACAAGAAGGUCAGUGUGAGAGGGUGAUGCUCAGACAGGACAGAAGGAGAGAGGGGGAAGAAAGUGUGUGACAUCCUCUCUAAUAUGAGUUAAUGGGUGAGGCGUGACAGCGUGACUAAUGUAUGUUCACAGCCAUUCAAGUAGACACAAGGCCAUCUAAAUUGUAGCAACGGUCAUCAAAAUUGUUAAAAGGUUUUCAAACCAAUUCUAAUAAAUGCAACAGUUGGACAAUGGAUGAAGAUACUCCAAACGUUUUGAAAUUGUAUAAUCCAUCGGAUAUUGACUUAAUUAUAGCACAUUUUGGUGGGAGAUUUAGGUGUAGGCCACUCAGGAACAUUCAAUGUUGUCUUGGUAAGUAACUCCAGUGUAUAUUUGGCCUUGCGUUUUAGGUUAUUGUCCUGCUGAAAGGUGGAUUUGUCUACCAGCGUCUGUUGGAAAGCAAACUGAACCAGGUUUUCCUCUAGGACCUUGCCUGUGCUUAGCUCUAUUCCUUUUCUUUCUAUCCUAAAAAACUCCUUAGUCCUUGCUGAUGAAAAGCAUACCCAUAACAUGAUGCAGCCACCACCAUGCUUGAAAAUAUGAAGAGUGGUACUCAGUGAUGUGUUGUGUUGGAUUUGCCCCAAACAUAAUGCUUUGUAUUCCGGACAAAAAGUUCAUUUCUUUGCCACAUUUUUUGCAGUAUUACUUUAGUGCCUUAUUGCAAACAGGAUGCAUGUUUUGGAGUAUUUUUAGUCUGUACAGGCUUCCUUCUUUUCACUCUGUCAAUUAAGUUAGUAUUGUGGAGUAACUACAAUGUUGUUGAUCCAUCCUCAGUUUUCUCCUAUCACAGCCAUUUAACUCUGUAACUGGUUUAAAAUCACCAUUGGCCUCAUGGUGAAAUCCCUGUGUGGUUUCCUUCCUCUCCGUCAACUGAGUUAGGAAGACGCCUGUAUCUUUGUAGUGACUGGGUGUAUUGAUAUACCAUCCAAAGUGUAAUUCAUAACUUCACCAUGCUCAAAGGGAUAUUCAAUGUGAGCUUUAAUUAUAUAUAUUUUUAUCUACCAAUAGGUGCCCUUCUUUGCAAGGCAUUGGAAAACAUCCCUUGUCUUUGUCGUUGAAUCUGUGCUUGAAAUUAACUGCUUGAUUGAGGGACCUUGCAGAUAAUUGUAUGUGUGGGGCACAGAGAUGGGGUAGUCAUUCAAAAAUGAUGUUGAACACCAUUAUUGUCAAUGCAACUUAUUAUCUGACAUUUUGACUCCCGAAGUUAUUUAGGCUUGCCAUAACAAAGAGGUUGAAUACUUAUUGACUAUUAAUUUGUAAAAUGAUAGGGUAUUGUGUGACAAAAAAAUCUCUAUUUAAUCUAUUUAAAAUUCAGGCUGUAACACAACAAAAUGUGGAAAAAGUUAAGGGGUGUGAAUACUUUCUGAAGGCACUGUAUAAUUUUUUUUAUUCUAUCAGGUAUUUAUUUUAAAUCUAUUUUGUCUUAAAAGAAAGAAAAUUAUAGGUGCCUCAUUUGCAUAAAUACACAGGCUGUGUAUAUAUGAAUAAAUUAACAUAACGGGGUGGAGUAGGGCUGCAACUACCCAACACUUUCUCUGUCUAACCCUGCGCUGUCUAGACUGCCUCAUUAAUUUCUGUGGUUGUUACAUUCUCUUGCAUAAUUACCCUCGGAUAAAAAAGUCAACAAAUUGGCUCUAGAUUACACCUAUCUAAACGUACUUUACAUUGUUUGCGACUGCGAGAUCAGACAUAUCACUAUCAUCCAAGUGUUCAUAUUCGGGAGUUGCUUUCAUUUCAGGGCAUCUACUUUGUAAACAUUUCAACUGUAUUAAAUGAUAACUUUUUUUAAUUACACAAAAAAUGAACACCCAUCAAAAUAAAGUUGUCUUUCUUGUGAUGUACGUGUUGAGACAAUGCGUUAAAUCCCAGACGAAGCUUUAGUGUUCUUAUAAAUUAGAUUAAACGGUAAAACAAUGUAUUCCAUUGAGCCGGGUGUGUUUGACAGGUCAUUACAAACAUUUCCGUGGUCGUAACGCUAACGGAAAAAAAACGUCAGGCACAACCAAGAGUAUGAAGGAGUCGCAGGAGUAAAAUGAAAGCAAUUAAUCCAGCAAGAUUUAAGUGACAAGUGGAUUUUGCAUCCCUCAAACAUAGGAAAUAGAUAUUUGAAAAAUACAGAUCCUCAGGUGGGCGUGGCAUGCCCGUUACACACUUACUGGGUUCCUCUCUGAUCAACUAGCCACUGUCAAGAGGAGAGGGCUUCACCACUGGAGAGGGAUGUGGAUACAAUGGCAGCAGUGUAUCUGUUUACUGUAACACACACUCUUGCUUGUGCAUACUCAUACACACAAAGACAGACAGACACACACACACACAACACACACACACACACACACAAACACACACACACACACACACACACACACACUGCUUUCCAACUAAACUGAACCAACAGGGAAGAGGGGGUGGGAGAAGAGGUGGAAAGGGGUGAAAGUGGUGGGCUCUUCUGGGGUCAUCCAAAGACCACUGUAGAACCCUGGGGUUUGUGGUCAUAGAAAAUGUCUCCUCUAUCUCUCAGUUUAAACUGUGAAGGACAGUGUAACUUUUGUUCCAGGGAGUCUAUUCUGUCAGAGUUAGAAGUAGAAUGCACAAACCUCAGGACUCAUGUUACAGUCCCAGUUACAGUCCAAAAUCCAGCAUUCAGAACAAUAGAUCCAGCAUUCAAAACGUUCCCACAGCGUUUGUGUAAACAAAAGGCAGUCUCUAUCAAACAGAGUUCUGGUAGCUAGUCUGUCGUAACAUUUACAGUGUUUUUUCUGUUGUAAUUCCUAACACCAUCUUCCCCAUCUUUCCCCUUUUCAGGCUGUCGCCAAGACAAUGGCCACCGACUGCCGUUGCCACGGCGUGUCGGGCUCGUGCGCCGUCAAGACAUGCUGGCGCACCAUGGCGUCGUUCGAGCGCGUGGGCAACUUCCUGAAGGAGCGCUAUGAGGGAAGCGUGCAGGUGCUGGACCGCUCCAAUAGGAAGGUGAGGAGGAAGGAGAAGGACCAGCGUCGCGUGCCCAUCGGGAAGGAAGAACUUAUCUUCCUCAACAAGUCUCCUAACUACUGUCUGGAGGACCGGCGCUGGGUCGUGGCGGGCACUAGAGGGCGCCGGUGUAACCGCACCUCGGCCGGCUCCGACGGGUGUAACCUGCUCUGCUGCGGUCGAGGGUAUAAUACACACGUGGUUCGCCACGUAGAGAGGUGCGAGUGUAAGUUUGUGUGGUGUUGUUAUGUGAGGUGUCAGAAGUGUGAGAGCAUGAACGACAUGCACACCUGUAAAUAGGGAGAGGGAGGCAGGUGAUGGCACACACACACACACACACACACACACACACACACACACACACACACACACACACACACACACCGUCCCCAAUGAGAGACUAAAAGACUCCCCCAUCAUUCCUCUCUCCCAUGGACAAGGGGGGCGCAGCAUCAACAACCCUCCAUCUCAACCCUCAGGAAGACAGUAUUUAUACACCGCACCAUCAGAGGUGGACAAAGACAGUGGAAAAUAG